Poecile atricapillus (Black-capped chickadee) is the source of this 3449-nucleotide messenger RNA. RefSeq names its product DNA polymerase delta 1, catalytic subunit (gene POLD1). Gene Ontology annotation, molecular function: DNA-directed DNA polymerase activity; DNA binding; nucleotide binding. Lineage: Eukaryota; Metazoa; Chordata; Aves; Passeriformes; Paridae. Gene Ontology annotation, biological process: base-excision repair, gap-filling; DNA-templated DNA replication; DNA replication proofreading. The record is from RefSeq and is a predicted model, not a curated record. Bases 53 to 3316 code for a protein of 1087 amino acids. Gene Ontology annotation, cellular component: delta DNA polymerase complex. The transcript is spliced from 27 exons.
AGCGCACUGCCGGGGCGGGUCCGCCAUUGGCGGGAGAUCCUCAGCGAGUCCCAUGGAAGCUCCAAAGCGCCCGGGAGCUCCCGGGGGUCCCCCCGGGGGUCCCAAAAAAUUCCGGGGGGGUCCCAAAGCCCCGUCCCAGUUUGAGGAGGAAUUGGCCCAACUGGGAGAACUGGAGGAACUGGAGGAGGAGCUGGAAACCACAGAGGGGCCCCCCCCGGACCCCCAGAGCCAGCCCAGCGGGUCUCUCUUUGUGGGGGAGGUGCCCCCCAAGUGGCGCCGCCCCGCCCCUCCCCCGCAGCCCCCCGAAACUCUGACCUUCCUGCAGAUGGACAUCGACCACUACGUGGGGAUUCCCCCCCCGGGGUUCCCGGGCUGGCCCCACCCCUCCCCCAUCCUGCGGAUGUUCGGGGUGACGGGGGAGGGGCUGAGCGUCUGCGUCCACCUGCACGGCUUCACCCCCUACUUCUACGUCCAGGCACCCCCAGGGGUUCUCCCGGAUCACCUGGAGCCGCUGGAGCGGGAGCUGGAGCGGGAGCUGAGCCGGGAGCAGCGCGGGGGGAGCCCCAAAUCCCGGCCCCCCAAAAACGUCCUGGGGCUGGAGCUGCUCUGGAAGCGAAGUAUCCUGGGUUUCCAGGGCAGUUCCCUGUCCCCGUUUGUCCGGGUCCGGCUCUCCCUGCCCCGCCUGGUGCCGCCCGCCCGGCGCCUCCUGGAGCGGGGCCUGCGCUGGGGGGAGCUGGGGGUGCAGCCGGCGCCGCCCUACGAGGCCAACAUCGACUUCGAGAUCAGGUUCAUGGCUGACUCGGGGCUCGUCGGCUGCUCCUGGGUGGAGCUGCCCCCGGGGAGCUUCCGCUGGCGGGGGGACCCCCGGCUCUCCCUGUGCCAGCUGGAGGCCGACGCUGCCUGGGGGGGGCUGAGGGGGCACCCCCCGGAGGGGCCCUGGCUGGGGCUGCCCCCCCUGAGGGUGCUGAGCCUGGACAUCGAGUGUGCGGGCAGGAAAGGGGUGUUCCCCGAGGCGCAGCAGGACCCGGUGAUCGCCAUCGCGGCCGUGGCGCUGCGGCAGGGCGCGCGGGAGCCGUUCCUCAGGGUGGUCUUCACCCUCCUCGAGUGCGCCCCGCUGCGAGGAGCCACCGUCAGGAGCUUCCCCUGCGAGAGGGAGCUGCUCCAGUCGUGGGCGGAGUUUGUUCGGAUCGUGGAUCCCGACGUGGUGACCGGGUACAACAUCCACAACUUCGACCUGCCCUACCUGAUCCAGAGAGCCCAGGUGCUGCAGGUGCCGUCGUUCCCGUUCCUGGGCCGUGUCCGGGGGGUCCCGUCGCAGGUGAAGGAUUCGGCGUUUCAGUCCCGGCAGCUCGGCCGACGGGAGGGGAAAAUGGUGACAACACCUGGGAGAGUCACCUUGGACAUGCUGCAGGUGCUGCUGAGGGAGCACAAACUGCGCUCGUACUCCCUGAACGCCGUCAGCGCUCACUUCCUGCACGAGCAGAAGGAGGACGUCCCCCACGGCAUCAUCACCGAGCUGCAGAACGGGGACGCGCAGACGCGGCGCCGCCUGGCCCUGUACUGCCUGAAGGACGCGCUGCUGCCGCUGCGGCUGCUGGAGCGCCUGAUGACGCUGGUGACGCUGGUGGAGAUGGCGCGGGUGACGGCCGUGCCCCUCAGUUACCUGCUCACACGGGGACAGCAGGUCAAGGUGGUGGCGCAGCUCCUGCGGCAGGCCAUGCAGGAGGAUUUUUUGCUGCCGGUGGUGAAGUCGGAGGGGGGAGAGGAUUUUGAGGGGGCCACGGUGAUCGAGCCCCUCAAAGGGUACUACGACUCUCCCAUCGCCACGCUGGAUUUCUCCUCGCUGUACCCGUCCAUCAUGAUCGCCCACAACCUCUGCUACAGCACCCUGCUGGCACCCGGCAGCGCCCAGCGCCUCGGGCUGGGCCCCGAGGAUUUCAUCCGGACGCCGACGGGGCAGCUCUUCGUGACCCCCCGGGUGCGGAGCGGGGUCCUGCCACGGGUGCUGCAGGGACUGCUGGCUGCCAGGAGCAGGGUGAAGGCGGCUCUGGCCCAGGAACAGGACCCCGAGCGCCGGCAGGUGCUGGACGGGCGGCAGCUCGCGCUCAAGGUCAGCGCAAAUUCCGUCUACGGAUUCACCGGAGCGCAGGCGGGAAAACUGCCCUGCCUGGAGAUAUCGCAGAGCGUGACCGGCUUCGGGCGCCAGAUGAUCGAGAAGACGAAACAGCUGGUGGAGAACAAAUACCCGGAUGUGCAGGUGGUGUACGGGGACACGGACUCGGUGAUGUGCCGCCUGAGCGUGGCCUCGGUGGCCGAGGCGGCCGCGCUCGGACGUGAAGUGGCCACCUGGGUGUCCGGCCACUUCCCCUCCCCCAUCCGGCUGGAGUUCGAGAAGGUGUACCUGCCCUACCUCUUGAUCAGCAAGAAACGCUACGCCGGGCUCUGCUUCGCCGGCAGCGCCGAGCCCCGGCUGGACUGCAAAGGGCUGGAGGCCGUCAGGAGAGACAACUGUCCCCUGGCUGCCAACCUGGUGACGGCCUGUCUGCGCAGGAUCCUGCUGCACAGGGAUCCCAUGGGUGCCGUGGCUCACGCUCAGGAGGUGAUCUCAGACCUGCUCUGUAACCGCAUCGACAUCUCCCAGCUCGUCAUCACCAAGGAGCUGACGCGCGCCGCCAGCGCCUACAGCGCCCCGCAGGCUCACGUGGCUCUGGCUGAGAGGCUGCGGCGCAGGGACCCCGGCAGCGCCCCCUCCCUGGGGGACCGCGUCCCCUACGUCAUCGUCAGCGGCGCCCGCGGCCAGGCCGCCUACACACGGUCUGAGGACCCGGUGUUCGCCCUGGAGCAGAACCUGCCCAUCGACACCCGCUACUACCUGGAGCAGCAGCUGAGCCGGCCCCUGCUGAGGAUCUUCGAGCCCAUCCUGGGCGAGGGCAGGGCCCAGGCCGUGCUGCUCCAGGGGGAGCACACGCGCUGCAAGACCCUCCUGACCUCCAGAUCCGGGGGGCUCUCGGCCUUCACCUCCAAACGCAGCAGCUGCGUCGGCUGCCGGGCGCUCCUGCCCCACCACGGAGCCGUUUGUGAUUUCUGCCGCCAGAGGGAGUCCGAGCUCUACCAGAAGGAGGUGUCCCAGGUGUGGCACCUUGAGCGCAGCUUCUCCCGCCUCUGGAGCCAGUGCCAGCGCUGCCAGGGCUCCCUGCUCCAGGACGUUCUGUGCACCAGCCGGGACUGCCCCAUUUUCUACAUGCGCCGCAAAGUGCAGAAGGACCUGGAGGCGCAGCAGGAGCUCCUCAAACGCUUCGGGGUCCCCGACUGGUGACGAAUCCACCCCAAAAAAUCCCAAAAUCCCAAAAAAAAAAUUCCGGGAAUCCCCAAAAAAAAUAAAAAUCCCGGCGUUUUUGGGAGUUUGGAUGAAUUUUUUAUCCCCCCCCCCCGCGGUUUUGUAUGGGAAA